AUGACCCAGUUCUCAAAUACUAUUGGUGAAACUUCAUACGCAAAGAAAGCAUCUCAAUAUAUUAAUAUCUUAAAUGAUCUUCGACGUAUAGGUGCACAUUCUGCAGUUGACUUACCCACUGUAGUCUUCUGCGGCAAUCAAUCCGCAGGAAAAAGUUCUUUACUAGAAGCAAUUUCAAAUGUUCAAUUACCUAGAUCCGAAGGAACUUGCACUCGUUGUGUAAUGGAAUUACGUUUAAUUGAAUCAGAUGUAGAAUGGUCUUGUCAAAUUUCUUUACGUCAAGAAUAUGAUGAAUCAGGGCGUCGUCUUUCUCAACCGAUUGAAGAGAAAUUUGCAAGUUUGAUCAAAUCUCAUAAGGAAGUUGAGUUAAUGGCUCGUAGAGCACAAAAAGCAUUAUUAAAUCCAUCAAAAAAUUGUGAUGAUUAUCUUAAUUGGAAUUUUGGGGCACAUUACGAUGAUGAUGCCAACAAUGAACUUAAAUUUACCAAAAAUGUGGUUUGUUUAGAGAUCAAAGGAAAGAACGUACCAAAUUUAAGUUUAAUUGAUUUACCUGGAAUCAUUCAUCAUACGGAGAAAGCAGAAGACAGAAAAUUCAUCGAUUUGAUUAAAGAACUCGUAAAAGAAUAUAUUAAAAAGGAACAGUCAAUAAUAAUUGCCACUAUCACAUGUCGUGAUGAAAUUGACAACCAAGCGAUAGUAACUCUCGCCAAAGAAGCAGAUCCCGCAGGGCGUCGCACGCUUGGAGUUCUAACCAAGCCAGAUACUAUUGAACGAGGAACACAUGAUAUUUGGUUAAAAAUUUUAAGAGGAGAAGCUCAUAAACUUUCCCUUGGAUACUAUGUUUUCUUUGAAAGCCGAGAUCCUUGGAAAGAUUUUAUGAGUGACCGUAUAGGUGUUAAAAAAUUGCGGCACAAAUUGUCUGAGUUAUUGAUUCAAGCCAUCAAACGUGACCUUCCAAAAAUCAGUAAAGAUGCAGAAGAAAAAUUGGACGAGGCAUAUGAAACAUCUGCAUUAUCUGGAAGACAUGAACUUUGGCAAAUGAUUAAUAAGAAAUUUAUUGAAUUUAAUAAUAAUCUUUUCUUAUCUCGACCAAUUUUCGUUAUUGUGAUCACAGAACAACAAAUUACAGAACUAAUUAUUAAUGCUCGUGGGAGAUUACUUCCAGGUUUCAUUCCAUACUCAUCAGCAAUGACAAUUAUUAAAGAUACCCAAAUUGAAUGGAAAUCUCCAUCACUUGAAUGUUUAGAUGGAAUUUAUGAAAUUAUGUUUGAAUUUUUGCAUGAAGAAGUGAUUAAUGAAAUAUUUUCACGAUUUCCACUUUUAGAUGCGGAAAUGAAUUUAAAAUUAUGUUUUCGCGAAAAACUUUAUGAAAUUUUACAAGAUGAAGGCAGCCAACCAACUGAUUCUAUAGAUAUUAUUGCAUCACUUCUGGCAUAUUUCAAGAUAGCAUUCAAAAGGUAUGCUGAUACAAUUGCUAUGACAAUUAUCCAUGCAUUUAUUGAUGAAUUUACAAAGAGAAUUGAAGAAAAGUUAAUAGAAAUCUGUGUCAGUGAUGAUGAACAAUUUGAUAUUGGAGAGUUGAUCCAGGAGGAUUAUACUGUUAGUUUCCAUAGAGAUGAUUUACGCACAAGAGAAAACCAUCUAAAAAAUGUUUUAGAUAGUCUCAGGAAAUUUCAAAUUAUUAGAAAGUGA
Molecule: messenger RNA, 1692 nt
Organism: Diversispora eburnea
Lineage: Eukaryota; Fungi; Glomeromycota; Glomeromycetes; Diversisporales; Diversisporaceae
Source: the annotation of a GenBank genome assembly